UGUAAAAUGUGUGUGAUCAGAAUUGAUAACUUCUUUCUUGUAUGGUUUCCUUUUUUAUAGAGAACAGAUUAAACUUAAGUAUAAAUUUGCUUGGUAAAUUACCGAUAGAAUAUCAUAGCAUUGAUUGUCAUUUAACUGCGAGUCUAUUCUAUGUAAAUGACGCAAUCAAAAAAUGGAUCGAUUUCAUGGAAAGACAAUGUAAAGGUGUAUUUAGAUGAUUAUAACAGUGACCUAAAUUUUGUCAUAGAAGAAGAUGGAUUAACUGGUUCCUGUUUGCAUAAAGAUGGCUUUGAGUUCAUUUGGGCCGGAGCUAGAGCUACACAUGGCGUAUCAAGGGGAAAGAACAAGUCCAUUUCUUGAGGACCUCCGCCAGAACCACCUGCACUUCUUCAAGAACUGCCAGCUGAUGACGUCAUGAGGGAUUUCCAUGAUGAUGACACUGCAGAGACUUCAACCAAUCCCACUAUGCUUGUGCCUGCUAUGGUAAAUGCAAUGUUUCCACUUGUAAGCAACACUCUUUCACAGGAGAAUGAAGAUACUAGUAAUGAAAUAUUUCCACAAAGUGGACGACUACCACCAAAUAACAACCCAGUGUCUUCACAAGGAUUAUUAUCCAGAGAUGAACGAGCUGCUUCCCUAAAUACUCAUAUUAAUGUUUGUUGUGAUCGCUUGGGUAAAGCUGUACGUCUGAGAUUACAGGAAAUAAAUAGCAUUUUGAAAGAUGAUAAAUUAAAAACAACUUUAUAAACAAAUUUACGAUGAAAUUGUUUUAUCGUGUUUUUUUUUAAAUAUGUGUUUAAUGUCAAAUGUGUGCAGCUCUUGUACCACAAAUUUUACCACAUUUUUUACAUAAAAUCUCCAAUUAACUAUUCUACAUUUGUAAAUUAAAACAGUUUAUUAUUUUUUGAUAAGGUUAGCAGAAUUAUAUUGACCGUUACUUUCCUUUUAGGAAGCUACAAAAUUCUUUGGUGGGACUCUGCGUUGAUAAAGUUUGUUGAUUCUAAAAGCUAAAAAAGUCUACAAAAUUAAGUUUCUGUUUAGCCACAAAAUUGUAUGAAUCUGGUUAUUUAUAAAAAUAUAAGUUUAAGUUAUUUUGGUUCCAAAACCGUCAUUCGUGAAAUUUUGUGGUCUGGUGCUUUGCCUUGUAGUUAAAACAAAAUUUUCUUAUGGAAUUGAUAAGGUUUAACUAUGAUUUGCCUAGUUUUUUACUUUGACCAGUUUGUAUCAUAAAAUAUCUCACAAUAAUACUAAAUAUUAUCAUGGCAUUGUAAUAUUUAGUAUUAUUAGCAAAAACUUUAUUUGUCGUGUUAAUAUCUAAGCGUUUUAGGCAUUAAUUCAGAGACCUACUACCAUAUUCUAACAAAUAAAAAUUGUUCAACGCAUGUCUAUAACUGCUUUUUUGAAUUACCUGCAAUUGUAUGCAGAAAAUUUUGACUAAAAUGUUUAAAAUGUAAAGAGAAACAUCUGCCAACACUUCAAUACUAUGUUAAGAUGAUCUGAUGAGAGAAAAAGUGAGAGAAUGUUCGCUGAAAACUAAUUAAAAAAUUCUUUUGCUCUUUGGUCCUUUUCUUUACUUUUCUAGAAGUCUUUUUGACCAUUAAAGUAAUUGUUGAGAAAUUGCUGUUUGUGAAUUUCUCUUUAGCUGUUUAAGCCACUGCAAAGGCUAUGACAUACGCAUGACGAGACAGAUGGAACACUUGAAUAGACAUCUGUUUAAGUUAGCUGUUUUGAAAACGCAACGCAUAAAGACCUAUACGCACUGUGAUAAAACAAGCAAAACGAAGAUAUAAAAUGGUACGAUGAUAUCUUACGUAAGAGAUUUUUUCAUUUUCUUUCUCCUUUCUGCCAGCUCUAAGCAAAAAUGUCAGAAUAAUAAUACAGAUGAAAACUGUACAUUGGAUAUUCUUCGUUGCACAGGAAAUAUUACAAUACCACAGACAAAUUAUUCCUGUGUUCUGUCUAAUAAAGAUUUUACUGGAUGCAAAGACUUGGAAAUGAAACACACAUAUACAUCUCAAGUACAAAUAUGUGAUAGUGGCGAAAUUGAUGAAUCCGAAAAGAAAAUCCAACGUAUCUGUGGAGAUGUAUUUCGACAAAAAGAAAAAUGUCUUGUUACUGUGAAGGCUUUGAAAGAUUUGUCAAACAAUGAACUUUCAUUACAAAACUGUGAGAUGUUUAAUGGGCUAAUCGAACUGGAAAAUCUCAACUUAGCUGGAAACGAUUUAAAAGAAAUUCCAACAGACUGUUUUAAAAGUUUGACCAAUUUGAAACACCUAGAUUUGUCAAACAAUGAACUUUCAUUACAAAACUGUGAGAUGUUUAAUGGGCUAAUCGAACUGGAAAAUCUCAACUUAGCUGGAAACGGUUUAAAAGAAAUUCCAACAGACUGUUUUAAAAGUUUGACCGAUUUGAAACACCUUGACUUGUCACGCAACAACAUUGCGGAAAUUCCCAAGGGAUGUUUUAAAACUCUUAACAAAUUAAGAAAUCUCAAUAUUUCUAACAAUAAAAUAAAGAAAAUUGAUCGUCACACAUUUGAUGGACUAUGUAGUUUAGAAAUGUUAUCAUUCAAUAGCAAGGAAACAGAAGUCCAACUUCGUGAUAUUUUUACUUUAAGAAAUUUAAAGAUUGUUGAAAUGUCCUGUGAAAAUUGCUGCCACUUUCUUUGUUUGAAUAAUAGUAUGAUAUGUAACUGCAGUCGAGACCCGAGAAAGACAUGCCGACGGAGGCUGUUGCAUAAAGAAAGUUAUCGUGUGUUUGUGUGGAUUACCGUUGUUCUCAUUUUUGUUGGCAAUAUUUUUGCUCUGAUAAUGAGGCUUCUUUUUGCCGAGUUACAUACAGUACAAAAUCUUUUUAUUUGCAAUUUAUGCUUGAGUGAUAUGUUGAUGGGAGUGUCUUUGGUUGGAAUAAUGUACAAAGAUCUGGCAACAUACGGUGAAUACCUUCUUCAUAAAUGUCUAUGGCCAAAGGAAACGACAUGUAAAGUUCUUGGAGCUAUCUCGAUUAUUUCAAGCGAGGUUUCGGUGUUUACACUAAUCUUUAUUGCAUACGACAGAUUUUUGUAUGUUGUUCAUGGUUUGCAUCAUAAAAAGAUCCGAUACCGUACAGCAUUGGCACUUUUAUUGUUUACAUGGCUAAUAUCUGCUGCUGUUGGUGUUUUGUCUAUUUUUCUUCCUAAUUACAUACCCCAGUGUCAAGGAAGGAAACUUGAUUACCAGUUAUUCCGGAAGAUGUGUAUACCAGUGGAGUUCAAAGAGAAAAACACUGUUUUUUGGUAUUACAGUAUUGCAAUACUUGGCGUUAUCAACCCUGCAGCAGCUGUGUGUCUGAUCAUCCUCUACAUGAGAAUAUUCUUUUCGUUUUACAUGACAUCAAGAGAUGCAGAAAAUCGAACGUAUGACCAUCGCGUUAUGGCAAAAAGAUUUGCUGCAGUUGUUUUCACAGAUGUCUGCUGCUGGAUUCCCGUUUCAACACUUUUUUAUAUAGAUCACGAUGAAAAUCAUUUUUUUAAAGAAUUAUUUAUGAUUUUUGUGCCCAUUAAUUCGGCCAUCAAUCCGUUCCUCUAUACAUUAAGUGCUCCCACGUUUUGGAAUGUAGUGAAGAAAUUCUUUCUCAGAAUUUUCAAUAAAUGGAAGCAAUAAUGGUUGUGACAAAAUGCUAUGGAUUUAUGAAUAUACUUUAUUAUUGUUGUUUUGGUCAAUGGAAAUACUUAUCAUAAAUUAAGCACAUGUCACUCCUCUAUUUUCAAGUAGAUCAGCUCGAUUUGACUGAUCUAACACUACAUAAUAAUCACAGUUAGUAAACUGCUAAAGUUUCAUAUAAUGUUGCACUUGUAGCUAAAUUAACAAUUAAAAUUGUAGGUGGAAUUUUGAA
Molecule: messenger RNA, 3873 nt
Organism: Xenia sp. Carnegie-2017
Lineage: Eukaryota; Metazoa; Cnidaria; Anthozoa; Malacalcyonacea; Xeniidae
Product: relaxin receptor 1-like
Exons: 18
Coding region: 1800-3641 (613 amino acids)
Biological process (GO): G protein-coupled receptor signaling pathway
Cellular component (GO): membrane
Molecular function (GO): G protein-coupled receptor activity; protein binding
Source: RefSeq, a predicted model, not a curated record